AUGCAAGCCCUACGGACGCAGAUCACCGACCUCUCCAAGCAAACUGGUGUGAUAGAAGUAUGGGAGUUUGAUGACGGAGAAUAUGCGCGGCAGUUACAAAAGCUGAGUGACUAUGAGCUCUACGAGCGCCAUCGUCACAAGGUUAUGUGGACAAUCUCCAGCUGGGCUGGUGUCAGCUUUGGUCUGAGUUUUGCUGUUGCCACAGAUGGGUUGGGAAUUGUCGUCCCGGCGUAUAGUGCUCGUCAACUCUUCGUCCAGACACGAAAAGGCUUGCUCAUCCAGGAAGAGAUGCGCGAGAGGAAUCUCAAAUUUCACGAAUGUGCUACUUUCACCGGGUUUAGUUCUAUUGUUGGACAGGCCUUUGGAAAGUUGAGACAAGGAGAUGUUGGUGGCAAGCGAUAA
This is a messenger RNA of Serendipita indica DSM 11827, 402 nucleotides long. The record is from the annotation of a GenBank genome assembly. Lineage: Eukaryota; Fungi; Basidiomycota; Agaricomycetes; Sebacinales; Serendipitaceae.